AUGAAUGUCCUCUCUAAUAUUCUCAAUAAUGCUGCUACCAGAGGGAUUUUUUCCUUUCAUCCUAAAUGCCACAAAAUUGGACUCACUCACUUGUCAAUUGCUGAUGAUUUAUUAAUUUUUUGCAAAGGAAAUCAUGAGUCUGUUAUGGGUGUCAUUACUGCAUUGGAUUGUUUCUAUGAGUAUUCAGGUUUGAAGCUUAAUGCAAGCAAAUGCGAGAUUUUCACUGCUGGUAUCUCUGCUCAUAACCUUGAUUCCAUCAACAAUUAUUCUGGUUUUAAACAUGGUAGACUACCUGUUCGCUACCUGGGAGUUCCUCUUGUCACAAGAAAGCUAACUGACAAAGAUUGUCGAGCACUUCUCGACAACAUCAAGAGCAGACUGCAUCAAUGGUCUCGGAAGAAGAUGAGCUAUGCAGGUAGCUUAUCUUACCUCAGACCAUUAUCAAGAAGAUUGAACAAUUAUGUUCCAGAUUUUUCUGGAAAGGCUCGGACACUCCUGCAACUGGUGCAUGGGAAGGUUCUCGCAGGGGAAGGCUCUCUAUGGGUAGAGUGGAUCCAUAAUUACAUAAUUAAGCAACAAGAUUUCUGGACGAUGGAUGAAUAUCCGAAUGCUAGCUGGUGCUUCAGGCGGAUGUAG
This is a messenger RNA of Hibiscus syriacus, 636 nucleotides long. RefSeq lists its product as uncharacterized. Bases 1 to 636 code for a protein of 211 amino acids. The transcript has 3 exons. NCBI's taxonomy places the organism in Eukaryota, Viridiplantae, Streptophyta, Magnoliopsida, Malvales, Malvaceae. The record is from RefSeq and is a predicted model, not a curated record.